This is a messenger RNA of Arachis ipaensis, 939 nucleotides long. The record is from RefSeq and is a predicted model, not a curated record. Lineage: Eukaryota; Viridiplantae; Streptophyta; Magnoliopsida; Fabales; Fabaceae.
AAAGCCUUGUUCAGAGUAUAAGAUGAAGGAGAUCACAGGUAGUGGAAUUUUUGUGGGUGAAGGGGAAAGUGACGCAUCAGAAGCUGGCAGUGCCAACCCUUCUGCAAAUAAAACAGGAUUGCGGAUGUAUCAGCAAGCAAUUGCAGGAAUCAGUCAUAUCUCCUUUGGUGAUGAGGAGGCUAUUUCUCCAAAAAAGCCCACUAGUUUACCAGAGGUGGCCAAGCAGCGGGAGCUAAGUGGAACUCUGGAAAGUGAAGACUCUCAACUGAAAAAGCAGCUUUCGGAUGCCAAGUGCAAGGAGCUUAGUGGUCAUGACAUAUUUGCUCCACCACCAGAAAUCAAACCCCGGCCAAUAACUCCUCGCAUAAUGGAGUUGAAAGGGAGCAUAGAUAUUGGGGAACCCGCUGCACAUGGUGAUGGAAAGUCUAAUGGGGAACCACUUAAAACAGCAAAGAAGAUUUACAACCAGAAAUUCUCAGAGCUUUCGGGAAAUGACAUAUUCAAGGGGGAUGUGCCGCCUUCAUCUGCCGAGAAAUCGCUGAGCGGGGCUAAACUACGAGAGAUGAGCGGCAGCAACAUCUUUGCCGAUGGGAAGGUAGAAUCUAGAGACUACCUUGGGGGCGUACGGAAGCCGCCGGGUGGGGAGAGCAGCAUUGCAUUGGUAUAAUUUGUUAGGGUCCUAACAGAGUCAUUCUCAUAUACUGUCCUUCGUUUUGUUAAUUUAGUGGGGAUGUGUUAUUAUAUAUAUUAUUUGACCAUGUAUUUUCUGGGUUUUGGUCAUUCGUGUCUUUAGGCUUCUUGAUGUCUUCUUUGACUGGGAAAAGGACCAUCUGCUAAUUGGUUGUAUGUCCAUAAUCCUGUGUUUUCCUCCGUGUUUGGUUUAAUGGAAGUUUGGACUGUUUACCUGAUUUAAUUAAAACGUACCAUUGUACUUUGCUA